AUGGCUAUUCUUUUAAUUACACAUCUUUACUUUCAGAAAUCUACUUUGAGUCAUGGUUUUCCAGGCAUUCCAGGGUCAAAUGGCAUGCCGGGAAUGCCAGGCGUGCCUGGGCCGCAGGGACCCCAGGGAAGAGAAGGCCCAAAAGGACAAAUUGGUGAUAAGGGAUCGCAAGGAGUGCAAGGUCCAAGAGGAGACAGAGGGCGCGAAGGGCCUCCCGGGAAGAGCGGACCGCCAGAAAUUACGGGAACAAAAGGUGAAUCGGGUCUUGUGGGAAUGAAAGGAGAGCAAGGCAUUGUGGGAAAUCAAGGAAGAAAAGGAGACAAAGGAGAGAAAGGAGAAAGCGCCAAAGCAAGUCAAGCAAGUGUAGUACCACAAACCAACUGGAAACAAUGUGUGUGGAAAUCACACAGCGAUACUGAUAACGGAAAGAUUAAGGUUAGCAAGAAAUAUGCUAAAUGAUUUCUAUAGAUCACAAGAAAAGUACACGAUCUCAUUCGAUAGAAGAAGGAAGAAAAUGUAAGAUUUUGCUGCAAUUAAUUUGGAGUCAAAUAAAUUGCUCUGAGAAGAUAAAUCUCCUUCCCCUUCCCGUGAUCAUCACUCCGUUUAACCUCCGAAUCAGUUGAUAAUUAUUUCCUUUCCCAUUUAGUAAAUAAAUACAAUAAUAGAGGCGUUACUAAGUAGAUUUUGAUUGUUUUCCAGGAGUGUGCUUUUAACAAAUUUAAGUCCGGUUCAGCGCUCAAAGUCUCAUUCCAGGGAAACAUGCGGGUCUCUGGUGAUACUAAGUGUAAUCGGUGGUAUUUCAAGUUCAAUGGAAACGAAUGUAGUGGACCAAUGACGAUUGAGGCUGCUGUUUACAACAACUGGACAUCAGGGAACCCCAAUCUGUUGCAUCAUCGGUCAUUUGAAGGAUACUGUGAAAACAUUCCACAAGGGGCAGUUAGAGUGGAAUUAUGGGUAGGAAAGUGUAGUGGUGGUCACGCCCUUGGUGACGCUUACACCGGCUGGCAGUCAGUGUCCCGGUUAAUGAUUGAAGAAGUAUCUAGGCCCCAGUCAUAG
Molecule: messenger RNA, 1056 nt
Organism: Porites evermanni
Lineage: Eukaryota; Metazoa; Cnidaria; Anthozoa; Scleractinia; Poritidae
Source: the annotation of a GenBank genome assembly